Messenger RNA from Phaethon lepturus (White-tailed tropicbird), 805 nucleotides. RefSeq names its product isopentenyl-diphosphate Delta-isomerase 1. Gene Ontology annotation, molecular function: isopentenyl-diphosphate delta-isomerase activity. Bases 22 to 705 code for a protein of 227 amino acids. The record is from RefSeq and is a predicted model, not a curated record. The transcript is spliced from 4 exons. Lineage: Eukaryota; Metazoa; Chordata; Aves; Phaethontiformes; Phaethontidae. Gene Ontology annotation, biological process: isoprenoid biosynthetic process; isopentenyl diphosphate biosynthetic process. Gene Ontology annotation, cellular component: cytoplasm.
AGAACGUGUGCUGCUGUCACAAUGCCUGAAGUAAACACAGAUCACCUGGAUGAGCAGCAGGUGCAGCUCCUGACAGAGAUGUGCAUCCUUAUUGAUGAAAAUGACAAUAAGAUUGGAGCAGAUACCAAGAAAAACUGUCACUUGAAUGAAAACAUUGAUAAAGGUUUACUGCACCGAGCUUUCAGUGUUUUCUUAUUUAAUACAGAAAAUAAACUGUUGCUGCAGCAGAGGUCAAAUGCAAAAAUUACAUUUCCAGAUUGUUUUACCAACACUUGUUGUAGUCAUCCUCUAAGCCAUCCGCUAGAGCUGGAAGAAAAUAAUGCUAUUGGUGUUCGGAGAGCAGCACAGAGACGACUGAAAGCAGAGUUAGGAAUUCCCAUGGAGCAGGUCACUCCAGAAGAAAUCUCGUACCUGACACGAAUUCACUACAAGGCCAAGUCUGAUGGGAUCUGGGGUGAACAUGAGAUAGACUAUAUCUUGUUUGUACAGAAGGAUGUAAUGCUGAAUCCCGACCCUAAUGAGAUCCAAAGCUACUGCUAUGUGACACAGAAAGAACUGAAACAGCUCUUGGACAAAGCCUCCAAGAAUGAAGUUAAAAUUACUCCAUGGUUUAAACUUAUUGCAGAGACCUUUCUUUUUAAGUGGUGGGAUAACUUACCUAACUUGAAAAAAUUUGUUGAUCAUGAAAAAAUACACCGAAUGUAAAUAGAUGUAAAAAGGUGCUGAAGGCAAUGAAGUGCUGUCUCAUUAACGUGGUGGUAGCUUGUGGCUCUUGAGUGCCUAAAAUUGGUUCACCUGGAGCAUG